Penicillium angulare is the source of this 804-nucleotide messenger RNA. It is a transcript of the gene his3, whose product is annotated as imidazoleglycerol-phosphate dehydratase HIS3. The record is from RefSeq and is a predicted model, not a curated record. Gene Ontology annotation, molecular function: imidazoleglycerol-phosphate dehydratase activity. NCBI's taxonomy places the organism in Eukaryota, Fungi, Ascomycota, Eurotiomycetes, Eurotiales, Aspergillaceae. Gene Ontology annotation, biological process: L-histidine biosynthetic process. The transcript has a single exon. Bases 1 to 804 code for a protein of 267 amino acids.
AUGGGUCUCGCCGCUCGCACUGCUGUCGUGUCAAGGGUCACAAACGAGACUAAGAUCCAAGUCUCCCUUUCCCUUGACGGAGGCGUUCUCCCACCUUACGAACCCACUACCCACUGGGAAGCCCCGACAGACCCCCAAGAAGCCGAGGCCGCAAAGAAAGGCAUUGUCCCCGAGAAAGGAUCCGGCCAUGCCACACAGUUCACACCGACUCAGCAAGUUACCAUCACCACCGGUAUUGGCUUCUUGGACCACAUGCUCCAUGCGCUGGCCAAGCACUCAGGAUGGAGUUUAGCAGUGCGGGCCAAGGGUGAUCUCUUCAGUACGUAUUAUAUCGCGAAAACAAAGAAGAAGAAGAAACAAGUGCCCAUAACUAACCUUUUCACCGCAGUUGACGACCACCACACCACAGAAGAUACCUUCCUCGCUCUCGGCACAGCAUUCACUCAAGCCCUCGGCGCCCGCCAAUCCCUCACCCGCUUCGGUCGCGGUGAUGCGCCUCUCGACGAGGCCCUCUCCUGGGCAGUCAUCGAUCUCUCCAGCCGACCAUACGCCGUGAUCAACCUCGGCUUCAAGCGCGAGAAGAUCGGCGACCUGAGCACAGAAAUGAUCACUCAUGGUCUUGAGAGUUUUGCGCAGGCCGCCGGUGUGACGCUGCACAUUGGUUGUACCUACGGCGAUAAUGAUCACCACCGUGCGGAGGCUGCCUUUAAGGCCUUGGCGGUUGCUGUUCGAACUGCUUGCUCGCGGAGACUUGCGGGUGAAGUUGGAGCUGGAGAUGUUGUUAGCACCAAGGGUGUGCUAUAG